CUUGUCCCCAGAAGCGAGCGGCCGCGCCCCUACCAGCUGCCCGCCGUGUUCCUCCUGCCGCUGCUGCUGUACUUGUUCCUCAGCUGCGGCACCACGGCACAGCAACACAGCUACCCCGAGGAGGUCCACAGGAUGGUGAUGGAGCGCCUGCAGCAGCGGGAGCGGGGCCGAGGCGGCACCUGGGGCGAGUGGUCGGCCUGGACGCCUUGCUCCAGAUCUUGUGGCGGCGGCGUCUCCAUCCAGUCUCGCGAGUGUCUCGCUACCUCCAGGCGCAGCAGAGUCAGAACCAAACGCACCACCUCGAGUAACCACAACAGGGGCAGCAAUCGGUGUGUGGGUCUCUAUCGGAGGUUCCAGCUUUGUAACACUCAGGCGUGUGGUCCCGGGUACGUGGAUUUCCGGCGGGAGCAGUGCUCCUCCUUCAACAAGACGCCGUUUAACAGGAGGUUCUACACGUGGGAGCCUUACUAUGACACCCCAGACUCGUGUGCCCUAAACUGCCGUGCCGUGGGUCUCAGCUUCUACGCGACUCUCAACCGCACGGUCAUCGACGGGACUCACUGCGGCCUUCCUGACGCCAACCGCAUAUGUGUAGCCGGCCGCUGCCUGGCUCUGGGGUGUGACGGGGUGCUGGGCUCCGGCGUGCAGCUGGACUCGUGCGGCGUGUGUGGCGGUGACAACACCAGCUGUCGGGUCAUCGCUGGCGUGUUCUCACAUCCGAAGAUGCCGUACGGAUACAAUAUGAUCGCCACCCUGCCCCGCGGCGCCGCAAACAUCACCAUCCAGCACGUGAAGCCCUCCACCAACUACCUCGCGCUGCGUCACCCCGGCGGAGAGUUCUUCAUGAAUGGCAACUGGGCGGCCAACGUGUCGGGUUACUACCACUCAUCCGGCACCGCCUUCGCCUACCAGCGGGCGGACCCUUACGCCGGGGACAAGGUGACGGCCAUGGGACCCCUGCUGCAGCCCGUCGACGUCAUGCUGUUCUACCAGUCCCUCAACCCGGGGAUCAAGUACGAGUACCGUCUGCCCAUGGCCCACGGUGCCUCCCCGCGGCUGUCCUCGGUAGUGCCCGUCACGGCGGCGCGCCGCACAGCCGCCGAUAACCCCCUCAACCCUCUCGUGCCUGGAGGACCCGCGAGCAGGACGCCACCCUCAGGUCCAGUAAACGACGCACGAUCCUUCAACGGCAACUCCAUCCAGUCCUCGCAGUGGUGGAAGGAGCAGCAGGAGGAGGAGAAGAAGAAGAAAAAGAAAGAGAGGAGAGGGAAGAAGGGAAACAGGCGAGGGAAGAACGGCGUCAAGGCGAGGAGGAAGAAAUACGAGUGGAAGGUCGUUGGCUUCAGCAGCUGCUCGGAGACGUGUGGGGGUGGCUCCCAGACGACCCGCGUGGCGUGCGUCAAGAGGAAAAGAGGGAACGAAGUACCGACCAACUUCUGCCAAAACCUGCCCCGACCCGCGGAGGAAACCGUUCGGUGUAAUCUACGACCCUGCCCGCCAACGUGGGUGCCGGAGGAGUGGGGGCCGUGCAGCGUGACGUGCGGCCUAGGCGUGCAAACCCGCGCCCUGACCUGCCAGAUGCGGCUGUCCCCCGACCAGUACGUGGAGCAGCCCGAAGGAGCCUGCCUCUCCCCCAGCCCUAUGGCGCACGCCCGGGUGUGUGAACUGCCGGCCUGCGACGCUGCCCCGGCGUGGGUGGCGGAGGAGUGGGGGGCAUGCUCGGCGCAAUGUGGCCUGGGCACCAGGCACCGGGAGGUGACCUGUAAAACAGCACAAGGGCCCGUGGCUGACGAGCUGUGUGAGGCCAGAAACAAGCCCAGCAACCAGGAGCUGUGCGACAUGGGUUCGUGCGCCACGGACACCUGGUUCUUCUCAGCGUGGGAGGACACCUGCUCCGAGGACUGUGGCGAGGGCGUGCAGCGGCGCCGCGUCCACUGCUCCGGUGACGCCCUCGACAACCAGGUGACGGAGACCUCCUGUGACCCUGACCAACGCCCCGACACCACCAGACCCUGCACCUCCGACCGUGGCUGCGGCGGGAAGUGGUUCACAGGCCCGUGGGGUGAGUGCAACGCGCAGUGUGGCGAGGGCCGCCGCUCGCGUGCCGUGGUGUGCGUGGUGUUCAGGGGCCGCUGGCGCGUCACCACAGACUUGACACAGUGCAAAGGCCACCCACGACCUGACUCCAGUGAAGCGUGCACCCGUGCCUGCAGCCAGCAGUGGUACACGUCAGAAUGGUCGCAGUGCUCAGCCUCGUGUGCUAGUGGCGUGCAACGGCGAGAAGUGAAGUGUUUGAACGAGGAGCUGGAGCCCGCCCUGGGGUGCACAGCGGCCACCAAGCCCGACACCCGCCAGCCCUGCAACACCCAGCCCUGCCACCAGAACGAGUCCCUCACGGCGUCCUCACAGCUUGACCCAAAUGAAGCAGAACAAGCAGAUGAGAGUGUUGCCAAUGCCAGCAAAAGUGAAGCUCCCCAGCAGAGUCAAGUUUCCUCAUCUGAUGGCACUAGUGUGGACCAGCAGCCUUCAGGUAAUGUAGGUGAGGCCGGCUGGAGGCCGCCACCCGAGUCCCUGGAGACCACCAACUCAAUGGAAGCUGAAAAGAGGCUUGGCAAGGAAGAGAGCAAGGACCCGGUGCAGGAUAUUCAAACAGCGGAGAGAGAAAAAGAGAAAGAUAUCGCGGACUCUACUCACAGCCCUUCCAAGAGGAGGGAACAACAGCCCAUCAGACCUGGCAGGCCUUGGCGCCCCGGCUUGUCCACAGGGUCGUGUAUGGACCGAAUGAAGAACUGCCACCUUGUGUUCAAAGCUCGCCUGUGUCGCCUCAAGUACUACAACAAGCUGUGCUGUGAGACUUGUUCCAAGAACGAGUGAAGGUUCUGCAGCUCUGCACUCCCACCCUAAUAAACAGUGAACAAAGGAAAGGGGGCCAUGUCCUUCCUGUACACCCUUUUCAUUGAGGCCUUGAUGUGUAGUGUCAUUGACCUAUGUGAGUCACAGGAGGUCAGCGAGCCUCAGAAAAGCUCCAUGAACUACUGAACAAUGUUUCCCUUCAAGGAACUUACAUACUUAUGUUGUAAACUGUAUUCAGAAAUAUUUGGAAAAUUCAGAAAAGAUAAGCUAUUAUAUAUAUAGAUAUAUAUAUAUAUAUAUAUAUAUAUAUAUAUAUAUAUAUAUAUAUAUAUAUAUAUAUAUAUAUAUAUAUAUAUAUAUAUAUAUAUAUAUCUAUAUAUAUAUAUAUAUAUAUAUAUAUAUAUAUAUAUAUAUAUAUAUAUAUAUAUAUAUAUAUAUAUAUAUAUAUAUAUAUAAAGUGUGUGUGUGUGUGUGUGUGUGUGUGAGAGAGAGAGAGAGAGAAAGUUGAUUAAUGGUUUUCUGAAGUGCCGUGUGAUAUUUAGUAAACUACUCAGCUGCUUGUUAUUGAAGAAGCAAUUAUAUUUUUCUGAGUUCCAAUAUGAAAUAGCAGCUUUGGGUUGCUAAUAUGACCUCAUGUAAAAUAAAGCCUAACUGAACUCUUCCUGCAACCCAUGAGACUAAACGGCAAAACUGAAAAACUCUGUUUAGUCACCAGCCAAGCACGUGUAUGGCCAGCCUUGGAAGUUCUUAAUUGUAUGAAGUCUAGAAUAAGAUUUAGUCUCCACAGUGUCUUGACUCCAAAAGUCACAUGCAUGAAGGAGAAAUAGCAGCUGUACAUAGGUUUUGUUUAACAUUAAAGCACAAUAUAGAAGCACAUGUAUUAACUUUUGUAAAUAUUUUAACAGAGCAGAAUAACAUUUUGAAUGAUAGUCAGCAUUUAUAGGUUUGGAAGCACUGGGCUGUGAGUCAAAAGGAAGCACACUGCCUGCACUCACACAGCACUGCCAUUGUAAGGAGUUCACUGGUGCACUCAGUGCUAGUGAAUGAAAAAAAGUUUUGUACUAAUAAUCUCUUGGCAUUUAUCUUUGUUCAUAAUUUACACUAUAUUUGAGAGUGUGAGAGGCAGAUAAGCUUUCAGCGAACCCUCAUUGUAGUGUGAAGGGUCAGAUUUGCACAGCGCAACACUUGACAAAAAUGUAAAAAAACAGAAACUUUGUCACAACUGUGAAUUACUUACACAGCCUGAUUGUUAGGAAAAAUCACCUAGAUGAGUCCUGUGCAAAAAUUAAAAAAAAAAAAAAAAAAGUAAAUAAAAAACGGGUUGCUGAUAAAACAUUAAAUGUUAUUGUAUUAUCAUCAUCAUAUUUUUAUAACAUCCAUUAAUAACAAAAUACAUUAUGUAGAGUGGAUUGCAUGAUGAAAUAUAGCCAAGCAGGCUCUCUUCAGAGGUGUCGGAGAAUCCUCAGUGUGUUGCACAGACCAGCCAUGUCAGUGUUCAUGAACCUAAGGCCACACUGAAAGCAGGAUGAUACAGGCAUAGUUAAGAGAGAAAACUAUGAUACAACUUCAGCUUCAGGAUGGACAAUAUAUGGUCAAUAAAGGAGAAUUUGCCUUAAAGGCUCUUCCCUGUUAAGUGGUCUGUAGUAGGUAGCAGGUGUUUGUAUAUAUCAUAUUAUAAAGGUAAGCAGGGCUUUCGUAGGGAGUAUUUUUUUCCAUCAGUGGGAGAAAUUAAGUUCCUAAAUAAAUAGUAUUAGGUUGAGUAUUUGCAAGAAGUAAAUAAAAUUAUUAAGUCAUUCAUCGGACAGAAAAAGUAAGGUGUCUUUUGUAGCAGGAACCUUAAGACAAGUACAGAACUUUAUGUUUUGAAUUGAUUUGCUAAUUGAUCAUAAAGUUGUUUCCCAUAUGAAAAUAAUAAUAAAUUAAUAUUCAAAAUCUGCCCAAGUCAGCCCAGGCUGGAGCUGACAACCUGUGCCCCUCAGGAAAGCCUAAAUAGUAUCAUUGAUGCCCAUAAAAAUAUCAAACCAGAUUUUUCCCAUGAAGAGGAUGACAGCUAUGGUCAUCUUCCAUUAUUGUGUACAAAAAUAACCCUUCAAGGGAGAGGGAGAGGAAGGAUAGAUUCUUGCAUGCCAGACAUGAUCUCUAAACUGUUUUUGGAUAACCUACCUGUAUAACUGCACUGACUUUCAUCAUAAUUAUUUUGGUGUAUACCUUAUACUCAGCAGGAAAAGCCAUGUGUACGGCUUUUCAGGCAGAUUUAAGCAGAUGUUAAGUCAUUCUCUUCAACUUCAGUGUCUGCAUGCUGAUGAAUUUCUAUUGGCAACUUUGCUUAUGCUUUCCCCUGAUUCACUAUUAUCUAAAUUAGUUGUAAUCCAAGACAGAUUUGAUGGAUGGUAUGUUUGUGAUCUACAGCCCUCAAUGACACUGGAACAUGAUCAGGUGUGGACAAAACUAUACAGCAAGUCGUGGAACUCCUCAGUCAUGGUGUACCGCCACCCCCAUACUCUGACCACUUGGGCAUUGCCUUCCCAGGAAGUUUUGUAAUUAUGACUAUGAAGUGUAACAAUGUAAUGUUAUGAAUUAAAGAAGUUAAUCUGC
Eriocheir sinensis (Chinese mitten crab) is the source of this 5448-nucleotide messenger RNA. RefSeq names its product thrombospondin type-1 domain-containing protein 4-like. Gene Ontology annotation, cellular component: extracellular matrix. Lineage: Eukaryota; Metazoa; Arthropoda; Malacostraca; Decapoda; Varunidae. Gene Ontology annotation, biological process: extracellular matrix organization. Gene Ontology annotation, molecular function: metalloendopeptidase activity. The transcript has 17 exons. Bases 133 to 2874 code for a protein of 913 amino acids. The record is from RefSeq and is a predicted model, not a curated record.